CACUUUACAUCGCAUCGAGGUAUCGUCCUUUGUCGCUCGCAUCUGUAGGAACAUAAACUCGAACGUGAGCUUCGAAGAGUCGAAGAAGUCCUCUUAGGGACCAUAGCCUCUUGCCAGGUUUCAACACACUCGAGUCUUUUCCACGCGUUACAACGACCAGACCGGAGUAGUAGCCAUGGCCGCCGCCGCCGUCAGCAAGGAGGGCCUGUUCAUCCCCCUCAUCGACUUUGAUGUCUUUCUCCACGGCAACGCUGCCGACCGUCUGGAAACCGCCAAGCGGAUCCUCCACGGCUUCCAGACGGCCGGCUUCAUCUACCUCAAGAACCACCCCAUCACGCCCGCCACGCUCGCCCGCGUCUUCGCCACGUCGGCCGAAUUCUUCGCCCAGCCCAUGGACGCCAAGCUCGCCCUGGGCUGGACCACCCCGGAAGCCAACCGGGGUUACUCGGCCCCGGGCCGCGAGAAAGUGACCCAGAUCACCGACGCCGCCGCCGUAGCCGCCGUCCGCGACGCCGCGCCGGAUCUCAAAGAAUCCUUCGAAAUCGGCCGCGACAACGUCCCCGACAUGCCCAACCGCUGGCCGGCCGAGGCCGCAUCCGUCUCGGUCUCCUCCUUCCGACCCGUCAUGCUCGACUUCUUCGCCCAGUGCAAGGCCUUCCACGACCACGUCAUGCGCGCCAUCGCCGUCGGCAUGGGCCUCCCCGAGUCCUUCUUCGACCCCUUCACCGACGACGGCGAAAACACCCUCCGCCUCCUCCACUACCCGGCCGUCCGCCGCGGCGUCUUCGACGCGAACCCGAACCAGGUGCGCGCCGGCGAGCACAGCGACUACGGCUCCAUCACCCUCCUCUUCCAGGACGACCGCGGCGGCUUGCAGGUCCGGAGCCCGCAGGGCGGCUUCGUCGACGCGACGCCCAUCGAGGGGACCGUCGUGGUCAAUGCGGGCGACUUGCUCGCGCGCUGGAGCAACGAUACCAUCAAGAGCACCAUUCACCGUGUCGUUGAGCCUCCGCGGAAAGCCGGCGACAGCGGGGAGUAUCCUUCUCGGUAUAGCAUCGCGUAUUUUUGCAAUCCCAACUUUGACAGCUACAUUGACGCUUUGCCGGGGACAUUCGCCUCGGAGGCCGAGAAAAAAUACAAAGGGGUCAAGAGCGGCGAUUACCUCGUGCAGAGAUUGGCUGCCACGUACUGAGGGCGCGGAAUUGCAAAGCGAUGGCUGUGUUAGUGUAGUGUCGGUAAUGCAUAGAGCAGGCA
Messenger RNA from Sodiomyces alkalinus F11, 1254 nucleotides. Its product is annotated as 2OG-Fe(II) oxygenase superfamily protein. The transcript has 3 exons. Gene Ontology annotation, molecular function: dioxygenase activity. The record is from RefSeq and is a predicted model, not a curated record. The coding region runs from base 176 to 1192 and encodes 338 amino acids. Lineage: Eukaryota; Fungi; Ascomycota; Sordariomycetes; Glomerellales; Plectosphaerellaceae.